AUGAUUAGAUGUGCCGUUGCAUUCCUCUUGAUCGCGGGAGAGAGCUCGAAUCGCUUGGAUCGCUUGGUUGUUACGACCGAUGAGGUGGACAAGCCAUCCUAUGGAGUCUAUGAAGUUAAAGACCGUGAUCACUUCCCACACUCGGAGUUCAUCGAUGCACCCAUGUUGAUCAAGACAAAAAUCACACGGCAAGGGACAUACUACAUGCCUUAUUGCUCAGACUACCUCCAAUCUGUUGAAAUAGCUCGUUUUAUCACCAAAGGACUAACGGAAAUCACACAACUGGCCCACCUCGGGCUUACCCACGAUACACGGAUGGAAAAAAAGUGUCUGACAUACCUAUCUUCUAUAUACAGGCCAGAACUAGAAAUAAUCCUGGACCUAGCAUUUAAGGGUAUUAUUGCGGUAGAUGGACCAUACAAAGCGUUUGCACCGCAAAUGGCCGAUCAGCCGAUUGUGGUAACCCACGACCAACCUAUGGAAAUGAGAUCGCUGGUCCUAAACGGAGAGAUGUUCGCGAGAAGUGGCACAGAGCUUGAACAGAAUGCACUGGCUUGGUACCAUGGUCAUUUGCAUCUAUUCAAGCAGAACCUAAAAACAAGCGAGUGGACCCCAGUCACGCAGAUAGGAUCGGAGGUUGAGAACGGAUCAUUGAUUACGAAUCACAUUUUAGAGGCACUUCCUAACUCUAAGCGUUCAUGGACGGAAUUUUAUGAAAUGAAGAAAGAUAUUAUUGAGGCUUAUGAGCCCCCGAAUAGCAAAGGAAAUACAAGAUAUGACAUCUACUCUAAAGAAAUCUAUAAUUUUCUUAAUUCUAUCGAAAUACACGAUAUUAACUUGUUACAUAAUUAUCCAUUCUUGGAUUUUGAAUACAGUCGAUAUCUUUCGGACAUUUAUAAAAAUUCUCCAUAUUAUUUGGGCAAAAAAUUACGAACUUUACGUCACCUAUUAACUUGGAGCCGGAAGGUUUAUCACCAAAGAUUGAUUUCAUUUCGAGUAAUGGGCACCACCGGUCCAUUCGAAGAGAAGAAAACCACAUAA
Molecule: messenger RNA, 1041 nt
Organism: Blumeria graminis f. sp. triticale
Lineage: Eukaryota; Fungi; Ascomycota; Leotiomycetes; Helotiales; Erysiphaceae
Source: the annotation of a GenBank genome assembly